This is a messenger RNA of Nilaparvata lugens (brown planthopper), 3035 nucleotides long. It is a transcript of the gene dnt, whose product is annotated as tyrosine-protein kinase Dnt-like. The coding region runs from base 326 to 2047 and encodes 573 amino acids. Gene Ontology annotation, cellular component: signaling receptor complex. Gene Ontology annotation, biological process: axonogenesis; protein phosphorylation; cell surface receptor protein tyrosine kinase signaling pathway. The transcript is spliced from 11 exons. The record is from RefSeq and is a predicted model, not a curated record. Lineage: Eukaryota; Metazoa; Arthropoda; Insecta; Hemiptera; Delphacidae. Gene Ontology annotation, molecular function: protein kinase activity; ATP binding.
CUGUGAAAGCAACAAAAAUCAACAUCCGUUUAUGCUGGAGAAGGUAAGCAGAUGAUAUUGAUGGUGGUGGCCACCUUUCGGGUGUCUUCGGUGAAGAUCGUGAAUCUUCGUAACAAGCUCGUUGUGAUGCGCCCCACUCCCGACAACACGCGCCAACAACCCAACAUAGCGGCCGUCGACUCCAACUCAGCUCAAACGAGAUCGGAAUUCGGUGCUGUGUGCGUGUGAGGUUAUGUUUGUUCGCUGUUUACUGUUUUCUAUCAACUUUUCGCCGAUUUUAACAGUUUUUUAGACGAUUCGAUGUUAAUUUGUAGUAAAACUGACAAUGGAGAAGCUGUCUGUCUUACGUGCCAUGGCUUUUCUCAUGAAAUUUGUGAUCUGCAUGCUGUUUUGUUGUCUUCCAGCUUCGGCCAGACUCAAUCUGUACCUGAACCAAAUCGAAGUUCGCCAACUGCUUGGUCUGUCAGCUGAGCUAUACUAUGUGCGCGACGGAGUCGUCAACCAGUAUGCGCUGAACUUCGUGGUGCCUGUGCCGGCCACCGUAUCCAGUCUGCACUUCACGUGGCAAAGUCUGGCUGGAACACCGUUGCCUUACUCGAUCCACGUGAUGACGUCAAACCCGGAGGCACUGCUGACGCCGAAGCUGAACAUCUCGGGGGAGGGGGGCGUGCCGACCACGGUGCAGACGUUCGCCGUCGACCUGAGCUGCUCGGGCCUCCUCAACGCAGAGGUCGAUGUCAACAUCGCCAUCAACAUCACUCUGCAGCGGCACCCGCUCAACGUCACCAAACUCAACUUCCAGCGUCGCAAGAUCUGUCUCAAAGAUGUGGUGAACGCGCGAACUGGACAGGAGGUUCGCGGUGAUACGGGCGUGCAGCAGCUGGUGGUGACAGACGCGACUGCAGCCGACUCCAAUGCAGCGCUCUACAUCGCAGUCAGCUGCGCAUGCGCACUCGUCACUGUCCUAUCCAUAGCCAUCCUCGCCUGCUAUCUCAGGAACAACAAGACCCGCCAUCAUGGAGACAUGCUGCAGGAAUCGCGGAACGGGUCGAACUGUUCAGCUCAGGGCCUGGCGCCGGUGCCGAUAAUGAGUUGCGCCGGGGCACCCCUGUCGCCGCGACGCCCCUCCUACGCGCGACUCGACAGCUGCGACAACCGCGAGCGAGCCACUGACAUACACCACCGCAUCGCACAGCUCACCAUUCAGAGGUACAGAGUGCGGUUGAAGAGUGAGGUGAUGGCUGGCACAUUCGGCAGGGUCUACAUCGGCACCUACAAGGACGAGGAUGGCGGCGAGGAAGACGUCCUUGUCAAAACUGUCACUGACCACGCCUCAACUGUACAAGUGUCGUUACUACUCCAGGAAGGCAUGACAAUGUACAGUCUUAGUCAUAAAAACAUUCUUUCUGUGCUGGGAGUGUCCAUAGAAGAUCACACAGCGCCGUUCCUAAUCUAUCCUCAUCAGGGGUACAGAAAUCUCAAAAGGUUCCUUCAAAACUGCAAGCAAGGUGUGGAGGGCGUAGCUCACACUUUGACCACUCAAGAAGUCGUUGAUAUGGCAUUACAGGCAAUAACUGGCAUGCAAUAUCUACACAAAAAGCGACUCAUUCAUAAAGACGUUGCAACUAGGAACUGUGUAGUUGACGAUAAGCUACGGAUCCAGAUAACAGACAACGCUCUAUCGAGAGACCUGUUCCCGGCUGACUAUCACUGCCUCGGUGACAACGAGAACAGGCCUAUCAAGUGGCUGUCCAUAGAGAGUCUCACGCACAAGAACUUCACCACUGCCUCCGAUGUGUGGGCAUUCGGUGUUUUCCUGUGGGAGCUGACCACUCUUGCACAACAGCCAUAUGCAGAAAUCGAUCCAUUCGAGAUGGCUGCUUACCUGAGAGACGGAUACCGAUUAGCACAGCCAGUCAACUGCCCUGACGAAUUGUUCGCAGUGAUGGCUUACUGCUGGGCGAUGAGUGCAGACGAGCGACCCACCUUCUCCCAGCUACUCGGCUGUCUCCAAGAGUUCCACUCCCAACUCACUCGCUAUGUUUAAUGAAGUCUCGCAAAAUCGACAAUUAGGUUUCAAAUUUAACAUUGAUAGUGUUGCGAAAAUCAACAUUUCAUCUAGUUGGAAUGUCUGUUUUACUAGCUCCAUACCUCCAGUUCCUUGAAAAUACUUUUUAUAAUUCAUUGUGCUUAGAAUAAUUAUGCUUUGCAUAAAGACUGCAGUCACUAUUUUAAAUAUCAAUUUAUCAAACCGCUGUCAUUCGAUAUGAUGAAAAGUACAAAGCCAUAAUCAUGUUCAAAACAUAGAUUUAGAGAUAUUAUAAAAUAAGAAACAUCUUGAAAAUUUUUGACAAAGUCAUAACUAUAACUAUUCUUAAUUUUGAUAUUAUUAAUUCAAUAUGAUUGCUAGGUUUUCAUCAAUUAUUGACGUUUAGGUCUUUAGGGUUGACAAUAAUCUUUCCUUAUAACUUAUCUAACAUACUAAGACUUGAAAUAAAAUUAAAUUGUCUAAAAAAGUAUAGAUAUAGUUGAUCUAAAUCUUUCGAUCACGGGUGGUUGAAAUAUGAACGUUGUAUGAAUUGAAAAUAUCUAAGAGGUAAAAAUAUUCAAUAUUCAAGAGGUUUAAAACAUUCUUUGAUAAGAAUUGUAUAUUUUAUAAGCUUUAAAUGUAUAUUAUGAAUAUAGCCUUGCAGUGUGUUCUUUGUAUCACUUUAAUUAAUUGAUAAGACUACAAUUUCCACGUUUAUAUGAAUUUGCUUUUUUGUGAAUUUUGUAGACACUAAGUGAUCUCAUUGUGUAAAUAGAUUUGUAGAUACAUUUGUCAAUAUAUAGAAUAUAUUUGUGAAUAAACUGUAUAUAAAAUAUGAAUAAUGUGAUGAUUAUAUUACAAUGUUAUCAAAGAAUAAUAUUGUGAAUUUAAAAUACUUUGAGAGAAAACUGUAUUGUAAAAAUGAUAUUAUUUAUUACUGAAAGUAUAAAGAUACAAUGUGAAUAUUAUAUUUUUGUAUAUUUGCAAAUAAACAAAAUCGUGUAUA